ACGAUCAAACAAUACUUUCAAGAUUCGUACCACCGAUGAAAUUGAUUUAACAUUAGAAAAUGAUAGCAAAAUGAUUCGACGAAAAGCGGACUUGUUGCCACAUCUUUUAAAGAUCCAUAUAGAUAAUUUGAGAAACAAAACCAAUGAGGUAGAACUCAUAUUCCUCGUGGAUGCAUCUGGUUCGAUUGGUCUACACAACUUCCAUAGCGAGCUUAAUUUUGUGAAGAAACUUUUAUCUGAAUUUACGGUAGAACCUUUGACGACAAGAGUUGCAAUUGUCACUUUCGGAGGAAGAAGAAAUAUUAAUCGUAACGUUGAUCAAAUAUCGACAACUGGAAAGGACAAUCACAAAUGUUUCUUACUUAAUAGACAACUUAAUAAUAUCAGUUAUACCGGUGGUGGAACAUAUACGCGUGGUGCGCUUUUCGAAGCUCUUGAUAUUUUUGAAAAAGGUCGAAAAAUGGCGAAGAAAGUAAUAUUUCUCAUAACCGAUGGCUUCAGCAACGGUGGAGAUCCACGUCCUAUUGCUGAUCUUUUGAAGAAUGCUGGUGUCAUGAUAUUUACAUUUGGAAUACGUACUGGUAAUAUUAAGGAACUUCAUGAUAUCGCUAGCAAUCCUGAAUACGCUCACAGUUACUUUUUGGAUAGUUUUGCCGAAUUCGAAGCAUUGGCACGUCGUGCUUUGCAUCAUGACUUGAAAACGGGAAAGUAUGUGCCUAUGGCAGUCAGCAGCGAUUGCGAUAUUUUAUGUAUGAACAAUGAAAUGUACAAAGUUAGAGAAAGUAAUUGUUGCGAUGAUAUAGCAACUUGUUCGUGUGGUGUAACAACUGGUCAUUACGCUUGUAUUUGUCCAGUUGGAUUCUUUGGCUCUGGUUUUAAAGGUUCUUGCCAACCAUGUCCAAAUGGAACUUACGCUUCCGGCUAUAUUUCUGGAGAUUCAACAUCUAUUUGUCUACCUUGUCCAGAUGUUAAUCAUGUAACUGUGAAGGUUCCUGCUACUACAGUGGAGGAUUGUAUUUGUGGUUUUGGAUUCACUACCGAUGGGAGAAAAUGUGAAGUUAUAACGUGCCCGAAAUUAAAAGUACCAGAGAAUGGAUAUUUGGUGAAAGCAAAUGCCUGUAGCAACGUGGUGAAUGCUGCUUGUGGUAUAAGAUGUAAAAUAGGAUUUCAAUUGACUGGUGAUAGCAUUCGACUUUGUGGAAAGAAUGGGAUUUGGUCUGGCAACGAGGCACAAUGUUCACUAAAGACUUGUCCAGCACUAAGAGCACCUCAAUAUGGACGUGUUCGUUGUCAACAUGACGACGUUUAUCAAGAUCGAUUGAAAGAAGAUUUAACUUCUUAUCCCAUUGAUACACGAUGCCAAUUUAGAUGUGAUUUUGGAUACCAAUUGAGAGGAAGUAAAGUUAGAAAUUGUUUGCCCCUUUCACGUUGGGAUGGUUUGGAAACAACUUGUAAACCGAUUAAAUGUGAACCCUUAAAACAAUUAGCAAAUGGUAUGAUCUUGCCUAAGAAUUGCACUGGUCCUGAAAAAUUAUCCUUCUCUAUGAAUUGUACUAUCUCGUGCAAAAAAGGAUACAAGUUAGAAGGACCACAAAUUAGGUCAUGUGGUGGUCGUGCAGGUGUUUGGUCACAACGCCGUACCGUCAAUCGAUGCGUAGAUAACACUCCACCAGUUAUCACCUGUCCUCCUUCUAUAACCAUCGAAAAUUUGCCCAGUAAAAAUUAUGCCUAUGUUAACUGGACAGUACCAGAAGCUAUCGAUAACGACAAUGAUUCUGUUGCUGUUUGGAGCAAACCACAUAUUGUUCUUCCACGAAAAAUGAAAAUUGGUACUCGUAAUAUCGCUUACGUAGCUCAAGAUGCGAGUAGGAAUAAAGCAAGAUGUAAAUUCCAAGUCAAAGUGAUCGACAAGGAACCACCGAUGGUCGAAAAUUGUGUAGACCCUCCAGUAAUAUUUACUGAUCGUGAAACUGGAGCAAUUAAUGUCAGCUGGAACGAGCCAGGAUUUUACGACAAUUCCAAAUUAAUGAUACGAAUUGAACAAAGUCAUAGAUCUGAGGACAACGUGUUUCCAAUUGGUAAAACACAAAUUGUAUACAAUGCUACCGAUAUGUACGGAAAUACUGCGAAUUGUGUAUUAAAUAUCACUGUUAAAGAUAUAUGCAAGAAUAUUACCGUACCUUCAAACAAGCGCAUAAAUUGUUUGUACAAUGCAAAUCAAACGCCACAGUGCACGACUGUCUGCAGUGAAGGGUACGAACUGGUACAAGAAACAACGUAUCUUGGUACUGCAAACGAGGAUAUGCAAUUCAAAUGUAACAAAGAAAAUGGAACUUCGAAUGAUUAUGUUAUGUCUGAUUGCUUGGAAUCUGGACAACUAGAAACUGUAUAUGUAGAAGGAAAUAUAGCUCUCGAGGGCGAUACUAAAUCGUUUUGUAAUAACUCAACAAAUCUACGGGAAUUAACCGAUCGCAUUACCGAGGACUUAAGAUCAAAGCUAAUUGAUAUUUGCAAUAACGAUGUUGAAUGCAAUCUCGUAAGUUUUGAUCCUGAAUGCGAAGACGACAAUUUUACAAAGAAAAAUUUGUACUCGAAUUUGGUAAGGGUUCGACGAGACCAUAAAAAAGAUGAGGAUAAACUAAAGAGGAAGAGAGAUAAGAUUGAAAUUAAAUUCAAAUUCAUUGGAAAAAUAAUAAAAGAAAAUCGCGACAAUCCAAAAAAAGGAUUGCAAGAGUUAAGAGAAAAAAUUGAAUUGAUGACACGUUCUGGAAAACUUGAUUUAUUUAAUAAUAAAACUAAUCAAGAGAUAGCUAAACUUGCACUUAAUUUGCAUGUUAUAUUUGGAGAGAUACAAGAUUUGUGUGAACUUGGAAGUCUAUCUAGAAAACAUACUUGUAUUAAAUGUCCUUUUGGUACUUUUCACAAUACUUCUGCAAAACAGUGUCGACCAUGUCCUUUUGGAGAAUAUCAAGAUGUAACUGGAUCUAUACAAUGCAAAAAAUGCCCUAAAAAUACUUAUACUAGAAGAAUACGUACGAAAUCAUUACAAGAUUGUAUAUCUGUUUGUCAACCUGGUUAUUUUUCUAAACGUAGACAUCAUGGAUCUGUUAUAUCUAUAGAACCUUGCAUGUCUUGCACUUUUGGUUUUUAUCAACCAAAAUACGGACAAAAUACAUGUUUAUCAUGUCCUACGAAUUCGACUACACAAAAUCGUGGUUCUGUAAAUAUAAAUGAAUGCAUAAAUCUUAAUGCAACAAGAAAUGAUAUUUGUUAUACAAAGCCUUGUUUGAACGAUGGUCAGUGUUUAGAAAAAGAAGAUGAAGAUUUCAGUUGCGAAUGUCGUGAUUAUUAUGUCGGCACACAAUGUGAGAUAUUUCAAAAUCCAUGUAAAUCUUCACCAUGCUUAAACGAAGGAAUAUGUAUUGCGAAUGAAACUAAUAAAGAAAUGCCUUAUUAUUGUUCUUGCAAAAGUUCUUACACUGGCACAAACUGUGACAUUUAUAUCGAUGAAUGUACUCAUAAUCCUUGUCAAAAUGAUGGAAAGUGUGUUAGCACAGAAAAUGAUUAUACAUGUGUAUGUAAAGAUGGUUUUGAAGGUUCUUUCUGUGAAACUUCUGUAAAUCACUGCUAUCCCAUACCUUGUGAAAAAGGAUCAAUAUGUAACAUUGUAAAUCAAACGUGGUACUGUUCUUGCACAUCAGGAUUUUUAGGGCGUCGUUGCAAUUUGUUACCAUGUGAUUGGCUUCCUUGUCAUGAAAAUUCAAUUUGUAUAAACAUCAGAGAAAAAAAUGCAACAAGAAAUAGUUACAGAUGCGAAUGUCCAAUUGGAUAUACAGGGAGAGAUUGCACGCACAAAAUUGAUUAUUGCAGUAGCUCACCUUGCAGAAAUGGUGGACAAUGUAAAAGUAUAUCUUUUAAUUAUACUUGUAUGUGUCCUCCAACAUUUAUAGGAAAUAACUGUGAAAUUGAAUUGACAUCUGAUUAUGUCAUGCAUUUUACGAGAUCUAGUACAACUGAUUAUGUGAUGAUGAAAGGCCCAAUAAAAAAUAUAUCAAAGUUGACUAUUACUGUAUGGUUGCAAACUUUGGAUACUUUUAAUUAUGGCACUGUACUUUCAUAUGCAACGCAUGAACAAGAUAAUGCAUUUACAAUAACAGAUUAUAAUGGAUUUGUAUUAUAUAUCAACGGACGAGGAAUUGUAACUGAUGUUAAAAUUAAUGAUGGUUACUGGCAUUUUCUUUGCAUUACAUGGGAGAAUACUAAUGGCUCUUGGAAUAUUUUUCUUGAUGGAAUCCUUAAAGAUACUGGUACAAAUUUAGCAAAAGGUUCAACUAUUCCAGCUAAUGGAUCUUUCAUUAUUGGACAAGAACAAGAUCGAAUGGGUGGUGGUUUUUCUGAAUCAGAAUCAUUCGUGGGUAAUAUUACAUUACUAGAUAUUUGGGAUUCAGUUUUUACAAAUGAUUAUAUAAUGCACUUGUAUAGAACAUGCGAAAAAUACUAUGGCACUCUUUUUACAUGGUCUCACAUAUUGGAAUACGUAUAUGGAAAUAUUAUGAUCAUAAACAGCCAAUUUUGUCGGGGUUGUUCUAUACCUGUUGCACCAUUUAAAGGCAACGUAAAUACCACAGAAGAUUUAUUAGAAGCAACUUAUUAUUGUGAUCCCGGAUACGUGCUUAAGUUUGAUGGUAGAGAACAAAAAGUAUUAAGAAGAAAAUGUCUCAAGAAUAGUGAAUGGGAAGGCUCUGAUACACCUAAAUGUUCGAAAGUAAAAUGUGGAUUUCCUGGAUAUUUUCCACGUGGUUAUAUAAGGGGCUGGUCUUACUUUUUUGGAGAUGAAAUUUAUUAUUCUUGUAUUAGUGGUUAUGAGCUUCGUGGAAGCAUACGUCGAGUAUGCAAAUCUAAUGGAAAAUGGAGUGGAUUACCACCUAUUUGUAUUGGAGUAACAUGUAAAAGUUUACUGGCACCAGAGCAUGGAGACAUAGAAUACAUAAUAGAAGAAAAUGAGAGAGAUGAUAUCACAAUUCUACAGGCAGGACAACAGAUUGAAUUUAAAUGUGAUCCCGGGUUUCGUUUGGUUGGAGAAAAAUAUUUAACGUGUUUAGAAACCGGUGUAUGGAAUCAUGAUGAUGCAGUUUGUAUUCCCUACAGAUGUCCACCACCAGCAAAAAUAAAGCAUGGUUACAUGAGAAUAAUUACUAAAGAAAAAGAAGAAUCUUUAACUUUAUCACAGUUAAAAGAAAAUUUAACAGAUGAUCUUUUUACCAGAAACUAUUCUUACGGUGAUACUAUAGGAUAUUUUUGUGAUUCUGGUUAUAAGUUCGAAAAUAUGAAUGAUUCUUCUAAUAUGUUUAUUCUUCAAUGUUCUAAUGAUGGUUUGUGGUCCAGUUAUUUUCCAAAUUGUGUUUUCAAAAAUUGUCCUUGGCCAAAACCGAUAGAAAAAGGAAAGAUAUUUUUAAAAAUAGAUGGCAAUUUGACUUUGGAAAUUCCAGCAAUUCCAACAGAAUUAUAUUCGAUGCAACAUUUUCAUAAUCAUGAAUUAAAAGAGAAUUUUAUUCCUAGCACAGAAAUUUUUGCUAUUUGCAAUUCAGGAUAUAAAUUAAUUGGUGAAAAUAGUAGAAUAUGCAGUAAAGAAGGAACUUGGAUUCCAGAUAAUCAAAAUUGUGAACCACGCAAUUGCCCAAUUUCUAAUCAUUUGAUUUUCCGAUUGUUUAAUAUCGAUGGACUGUAUAACGUGCAAUAUAAAACUGAACAAAAAGUAAAAACUUAUAAAAAUGUGAGCAAUUUUUAUGGUAACAUUAACUUUUAUAUCGAAGGAAAUAUUUAUGGUAAAAGAAUUAUUAUGACGUGUCAAAAUAGUAUAACUGAUUCGAAUACUUUUACUAUUAAUGAAAAAUUAAAUAUUACGUGGAUUUGCGAUGAAGCUAGUCGAUGGAAACUUGUGAAUUUUUUACAACACGAUAAUAAAUUUAUCCAAAUACAUGACUCAAAUGAAGCGUGUGAAAAAGCAUUGUGUGCUACACUCGUUGAUAUUAAUAAUAUGAAUGAUUAUAAAAAUGUGACUAAUAUUUUUACAUUUGGUUGUCAACAAAACUAUAUUCUUGAAGGAUCUGAAACAUUAACAUGUCUUUCGAAUGGCACGUGGUCCACGAUGCCUAAAUGUAAACAUGUCACUUGUAGAAAUCCACAACUACCAUUUAAUGCAGUAUUAAAACAAAAUGAAAUUGAUUAUAAUAUUGGUGAUAUAAUUCAUUAUGAGUGUAUACCGGGAUAUCGAAUAUUUGGCCAAUUGACUAUAAAAUGUCUUCCUAAUGGAAAAUGGUCCAAAAUACGGGGCAAGUGCUCUAAAAUAUCAUGCGGCAAACCAGUAGUACCACCAGGAGUAGUUAUUAAGGGUCCAUCCUACUUAUUUAGAGAACAAGUUGUUUAUAUUUGUCCCAAUGGUAAAAAAACAGGUUCGAUUACUUGUAACUCAGAUGGAAAAUGGAGCAAUUCACCACAAUGCAUUAAUAAAUAAUUAUGGAUAAUAUAUUGCGGCAUAUAGAAAUGAUAAUUAAAUAAAACAUAUAUAAAAAUACGCAAGGAGAAACACGUAAACGGUCGUAUAUUUUUUUUUUAAUAUUCAUUUU
Polistes canadensis is the source of this 6626-nucleotide messenger RNA. Its product is annotated as sushi, von Willebrand factor type A, EGF and pentraxin domain-containing protein 1-like. The record is from RefSeq and is a predicted model, not a curated record. Bases 71 to 6514 code for a protein of 2147 amino acids. Gene Ontology annotation, molecular function: calcium ion binding. NCBI's taxonomy places the organism in Eukaryota, Metazoa, Arthropoda, Insecta, Hymenoptera, Vespidae. The transcript has 30 exons.